AAAAUGGACGUACAGAAAACAUAUGGUCAAAGACAAAAUAAAAUUCAGUGCUGUGAUUGAAAAUGCAACUUUUCUAUGAACCAAUAACGGUUAGCAAAAGCCUACACAACUACACAAAUUCAUUCCUCCACAAGAUGCUUUGUGAGCAAUCUCCCACUCACCACCAGGCGGCAGCGUAUCCUUCUACACUAACCCGCGACGUUUGGUCGUACUUAGUGAGAUGCAACCACCUCUUUCUCCCCCCGACUCUACGACUGUAAGUAGACCCACCACCCCCUCUCCCCUGACGUACACCUCUCUUAUCCACACCGUCACUGUUGGUCUGUUUCGCAUUCGCGCUCCUACUCCUGAAGCAGGUGGCUCCAAGUAAACUAGAACUCCGAUCAUCCUUCCCGUCACACAAGCUCAAAACAGCUUCGGACUGUCCACGCUGUCCCCUCUGAUAACAGUCAAUAGCGGGUUCUCCCCGUCGCUAUCGUAAUGAGGAAGCCUACUCAUCUUUGAAUCACUUUAACGGAAGACAUCCAAUCGGAUAACAUAUACAUGCUAUUGGCAGUGCUUUAUCUUUGUUUAAAGGAACGACAUGACUUCGCAACGAGGAAGCACAAGUACACUGGCAUCACACUUUAAGAAAAGUAACUUUUAAAGUUUAGCGUUCUCGCUGUAAGUGAAUGUCAUUCGUGUAGUUUGACUUUGCGCGCAGUAUUAUUCAUUUAGACAACCCGAGCGCGAUGGACGUACAGAAACUGAAUGAAGCGUCUUCUGGUUUUGUGGAUUGUGUGCGAGCGCAGAGCAACUCAUCCUUGAACAGCACGGCAAAUAUGACCGUGGAAGUUAUCAACACCACCACCUGUGGAAACGCAUCAGUCGUUCCAAAACUGCCACCCGCGCGACAGAAAGAGAUGGAUUCCGUGCGGAUCCUGCUCUACUCGUUCAUCUUCCUGCUCAGCGUCUUUGGGAACCUGCUGAUCAUCGCGGUGCUGAUCCUGAACAAGCGCAUGCGCACGGUCACCAACUCCUUCCUGCUGUCGCUGGCGGUCAGCGACCUGAUGAUGGCGGUCUUCUGCAUGCCCUUCACCCUCAUCCCCAACCUGCUGGGCGACUUCAUCUUCGGCGCGGCCAUGUGCAAGAUCGUCGCCUACUUCAUGGGAAUCUCGGUGAGCAUUUCCACCUUCAGCCUGGUCGCCAUCGCGAUCGAGCGCUACAGCGCCAUCUGCAACCCGCUGAAGUCGCGGGCCUGGCAGACCCGUUCCCAUGCCUACCGGGUCAUCACUGCCACCUGGAUCCUGUCCUUCCUCAUCAUGGUGCCCUACCCCAUCUUCAGCGUGCUGGUGGCCUUCGACAAGCCCAACAGGGCCACCCGGCACAUGUGCCGCCUGGACUGGCCAAUGAGUCACAUCGAGCAGUCCUGGUACAUCUUGCUGCUGUCCGUGCUCUUCAUCAUCCCGGGCGUGGUGAUGAUAAUCGCGUACGGGCUCAUCUCCAGGGAGCUGUACCGCGGGAUACAGUUUGAGCUGGACCAGAAGAAGCAGGCCGGCGAAAUGAAGAACGGUCUGACCACCACAGUGUCGUCGGGCUGCGACGAGGGGGACGGCUGCUAUGUGCAGGUGGUCAAGCGUCCGGUCGCCAUGGAGAUGUCCGCUCUGACCCCCGUCAGCGCGGCCAAGGUGGAGCGCCCGCGCAGCAACACGUCGGAGGCCAAGCUGAUGGCGAAGAAGCGCGUCAUUCGCAUGCUCAUGGUCAUCGUGGCCAUGUUCUUCAUCUGCUGGAUGCCCCUCUACUCCGUCAACACCUGGAAGGCCUUCGACCUGCAGUCGGCCCACCGGGCGCUGUCGGGGGCGCCCAUCUCCUUCAUCCACCUGCUGUCCUACACCUCGGCCUGCGUCAACCCCAUCAUCUACUGCUUCAUGAACAAGCGCUUCCGCAAGGCCCUGCUGGCCACCUUCGGCUGCUGCGCCCGGCCCUGCCCCCGGCCCCGCGCGCGGGACGAGGACGCCACCACCACCGCCGCCUCGCUCUCCAAGUUCAGCUACACCACCGUCAGCACCAUGGGGCCCUCCUGACUCUCCCGUCGCCAUGGAGACGUCGCUCGCGGGCGCCGCUCGUCCCCCGUUUUGUUUUUCUCCGUUUUAUUUUCGAUCGUCGUUUUAAUUUUUGUUAAGUUAUUGCUCGCGCUGUACGUGGCCCUCGAUGUUCUCGACGUUACCUGCCGCUACCCGUGAAGGACCCCUGCCUGUUCUCUAGCGUGUCAGAACAUUGGCAUGUUCUGUCAGUGCAUUCAGACAGAGUUUGCAGAUAGUAGCAGUGUUAUGCCAGCCUGUGUACUUUACUGGCACUAAGAUCUUUAAAUAUCCAACCCUGCCAAACUUUAAACAGCGGUGCAUAUAUGUGCUACAUAAGUCUUUAAAGUGAGGAGGUGUUGUGUUUAGAUUUCUGCUUUCCCAUCUUUAGCAGCAUUGUUUGUGCAAACAUUAAACUCAGCUGUAGGUGGGAUGUAGGUGGGAAAUAAAGGUUUUUUUCUGGAGCUCAGUGUGAUUGGCUGAUACAGACGCCACUACACUGAAGCUCGGUUUAAUUGGAUUAUAAUGAACACCAAAACGCUGGAGACACUGUUACACUGGAGCUCAGUCCGAUUGGCUGAUACAGAUGCUGUCACAAUGGAGCUCAAUCAGAUUGGCUGAAACGGACGCUGGACCUCAGUCCGAUUGGCUGACGGACACUGUUGCCGUGCUGCCGGUUCACUCCGAUUUGUCCCGUCAUUUCUUUUCGUUUUUUCUCGUACGGGCCCCUGGCCGGUGAGGCCUCCAUUUUCUCUGGCUACAAAUGGUACGAAAUAGUCGUGUUUGUCAACGUGGUCCUUCGGGCCUGAAUUUGAGCUUUGCCCUGUCCACCCUGUCCAUCGGCUACACCUCGCCGUGUUUCAGCCCAGCACAGUGCCGUCGCUUCGCAGUGAAAAGAUUUAUCGUUGCUUUCGCGAGCUCUUGUGAUGGCGGCCGCCUCGUUGGUUUAUCGCGUCUUCAUUUCCGUGCUCCUCUGUCAGGGAGGGGGCGAAACCGCUCGGUCUAACGGAACGCACUGCCGUUUCGCGUUCGGUUUAAAUAAAUCCAUCGCAGUGCGCUGUACAGUAGCUUUAAUUUUCUCCGCAAGGCCAGAUUGGUAUUGUCUAUAAAGAAACUGCCUUAAGUUUAGCAAGCUAUUCAAAACGAUUUAACAGUUUACAAUGAUGAGCUAAGUGCUUUUCUCCAUUAUCCCAAAGGCUGUAAAUGUAUAAAAGUGGUUCCAUUUGGAAUAUUAAUGAAAAACCACAAUGUGUUCUUAGAUAUAGACCAUGUUUGUACCUUUAUUUAAAUUUUUAUUUUUUUUUGGUAGUGCAGAAACACGUUCUUGGCUUUGGAAUGUUCUCUUUGCCCCAAAGCUUUAUGAAGGACUCGGCAGAAAGCCCAAUCAAGGUAAUCGUCUCCAUUUCCAGAGAUGGCGGCCAUUUUGGCUGUAUCCUGAUUUUCGACGUCGAAGGGGAGGCAGUUCCAGGGUUUCACUGAAAUUUGCCACAGAGAGAGAGAGAGCUAGAGCACACCCACACAGACACGAAAACAAAUAACAAAAAAUCUGCAAACCAAACAUGGCGGAAGCUUUUCAGCUGACCAGCUUUUCAGCCACGUUCGUUUCGCUUUGUCUUCAGCGCUCUGACAAACGGACACCUCUCUCUCUCUCUCUCUCUCUCUCUCUCUCUCUCUCUCUCUCUCUCUCAGAGUGCUAACAGACUCGGUCCUGUACAGUGGACAGAAGCACACCUUUAAGCACCUGGGCUGAUCCGAUUCUCCACCGGGUCGAAUGCCAUGUCUGCUUUUAGAGAGAACGGGAAGACCCAGCUAAGACAAAGCGCUCUCACAAUGUUGCGGCCAUGCCGCUGCACGGCCACUGCACGCUGACAACACUGACAAAACAUUCCAGUAACAUUGUGAGAACAUUUUGUGUCAGCUGGGGAACACCAGAAGGAAGGUUUCUAUCACAUAUUUUUAGAGGAACAAUAUUUGUGCUAUGAAUAAAAUAAAUAUCCAAUAUCCCAGCUUGUACCGUAAGAGACACAUAAUAGUUGUGUUGUUAGUCUGUCUGACUGUUGAAUUGCUUUCCUUAGUGAAAACAAGGUCCUACGUGUCCCGACUUUGUGGUAAUAGGUGUUUCAAACAGUCAAUUAAGUUUUAUGAUUUAGUGCAACUGUGCUAUACUUUUGGGACAAUCUGUAAUUUGCAUUUAUGUGAUCCACCACUGUUGCUGCAUGUUAAUAAAGAAAGUUAAAGCG
Anguilla anguilla (European eel) is the source of this 4300-nucleotide messenger RNA. RefSeq names its product cholecystokinin receptor-like. NCBI's taxonomy places the organism in Eukaryota, Metazoa, Chordata, Actinopteri, Anguilliformes, Anguillidae. The record is from RefSeq and is a predicted model, not a curated record. Gene Ontology annotation, cellular component: membrane. The transcript is spliced from 5 exons. The coding region runs from base 732 to 2063 and encodes 443 amino acids. Gene Ontology annotation, biological process: neuropeptide signaling pathway. Gene Ontology annotation, molecular function: neuropeptide receptor activity; gastrin receptor activity.